AUGUCUGGGGUGAGCGACCAGAUCCCAACAGAGCCUAUCUCUGCAAUCGGAGUCCUUUCUUCACACAACAAGGCUCCACAUGACUACUAUGUUGUAGCACAAACAACAGAUGGCUCUGAUGCCGACCUGUGGAAGGACGGCCUAUUCAAAUCCAAGGUCACUCGCUACCUCUGUUUCACCAGAAAACCUGGCCCCGAUGUUGUUGUGGAUGUGAAGCUGACUGACAUUAAGGAUGCAUUGCCAGAGGGCUUCAUUGCAGUCCAAGAAACAAUGGACACAAAAGAGACUGCCAUGAGGAAAAGGAGGCUUUGUGUCAAAAUCAGCCCACGUAUGUCUGCAGAGACGGCAUUAUUUGACAUCAAGAUUGCUGCCAAAUCCAAGUAUCAUCUUGUUCACUACACCUGCCUGGGAGAGAUCAAUAACAUGGGCAUAUGGUAUCGAAUGGGAGCAGUUCCUCAUCUCCAGCCUUUGCAGGAGAGAUCAAGCACAGUUAACAGUGAAGCCUCCGUUGACAUUGAGAGCAAGAGGGCCAUCAGCAGACCGGACAUUAAGCACCAGAGCAGUAGCAGCUACACCUUGACAGCCAUGGAUGAUGUGCCCUUUGGGAUUGCGCAGCGAUUCUAUGACACCCCGAAAGAGAUGCAGCAAGUCAAUUUAAUGGGCAUUACGAUCAAAUCCCUGGCAGAGAUCGAGGAGGAAUUUCACUACAAUUUCAGCAUAGAGCGAAGCAUUAAUGCACAACAUCCCUCAACAUGAUGGACUGUACGAGAAACCCAGAUUUUUGCAUCAUCAAGUAACAAAAGAGAAGACAUACAGUAGUUUUUUUUUUUUUUUUUUUUAAAUAUGGUACAGUACAAUGUUUCAAAAAUGUUCCGUCACAAUUAUAUGCGACUCACUUUGUAAAAAAAAAAAAAAAAAAAAAGUUGUGUAUUUUUUGAGAAUAUGUAAAAUGCUAAAAAUAAAUAAAUAAAUACCCUAAUUAUUACUGAUUGUGCUUAUAUUCAAGUUGGCUGAUUCGUGACGUUUGAUGUCAGUUGAUUGUCAACAAGGGAUGAAAAUGCCACAAACAGACAGUUUUCUCUGAUGUGCAUGUUCUAGUGUCACAAAAUUCAUCAUGCAAUGUAGUGUAUAGAAUGAGCAGAAAGAGCUAUGAAGCAUUGAGCCUUUACCCUAGACACCCAUACCUCCCUAUA
Messenger RNA from Corythoichthys intestinalis (scribbled pipefish), 1193 nucleotides. It is a transcript of the gene mvb12bb, whose product is annotated as multivesicular body subunit 12Bb. Gene Ontology annotation, cellular component: ESCRT I complex; late endosome. The transcript is spliced from 9 exons. Gene Ontology annotation, biological process: regulation of epidermal growth factor receptor signaling pathway; viral budding; virus maturation. Lineage: Eukaryota; Metazoa; Chordata; Actinopteri; Syngnathiformes; Syngnathidae. The record is from RefSeq and is a predicted model, not a curated record. The coding region runs from base 1 to 756 and encodes 251 amino acids.